Messenger RNA from Cucurbita maxima (winter squash), 1191 nucleotides. Its product is annotated as zinc finger CCHC domain-containing protein 10. The record is from RefSeq and is a predicted model, not a curated record. The coding region runs from base 161 to 967 and encodes 268 amino acids. The transcript is spliced from 2 exons. Lineage: Eukaryota; Viridiplantae; Streptophyta; Magnoliopsida; Cucurbitales; Cucurbitaceae. Gene Ontology annotation, molecular function: zinc ion binding; nucleic acid binding.
CCCUUUACCAAAUCCGUGUAAACUGUAAACCCUACGUCCCGGCUCCUUCGCGUUCCAUUCGAGAUCGCCUUCUACUGCGAUCCUCUUUACUUCGCAUGCGAACUGGAUUCCGCUUCAUCUUCGACACCUAAGCAAGAUUUAGAUAUUGAAAAAACAAAGCAUGUCUAGUAAGAAGGAAGAGAAGUCGCAAGCAGCUGCUGAAAGGAUUAAGGCUGCGGCUCUCAGUGCUGCAAAAGGCCUUAGUCGAGCUCAGGCUGAACGAGCAGCUACGGCUGCUGCUCGAAAUGUUAAUGCUUAUGGGCAAAAGGAAGAAGGGCCUAGCAGAUGGCAGGAGAAAAGAGAAGCAAAGAGGCAGAUGUAUUUGAUGAGUACUGAAAAGGCAGUAAGAUUGGGUGAAAGAAAGGACAUUAAGGUCUCCAUGUCUAGUGCGGGCGGAGCUGCUGCACAGUGCCAGAAAUGUUAUCAGUCGGGACACUGGACAUAUGAAUGCAAAAAUGAACGAGUUUACAUAUCCCGACCAUCUCGGACUCAACAACUCAAAAACCCGAAGUUGAGGAUGAAGAUGGCAGUCUCAUUGGAGAUGGACAACCCAGAUUCUGGUGACGAGGAGAAGAAGACCAAGAAGAGGCAAUUGAAAAAGAAAAGUAAAAGAAAGCAUCGGUCCGAACUAAAAUCCAAUAGUGAUAGCGAGGCUUCUGUAUUUGAAACUGAUAGUGGGUCAUCAUCAGUUACUGGAUCUGAUGAUUCUUCUGAAGAAAGCAGUUCAGAUUACAGUUCUUCAUCUGAUUCGGAGUCAGAAAGGAGUCGAAGAAGGAGAAGGAGAAAGAAGCAGAAGAGGGGGAGGAGGAAGAGGAGGUACAGCUCAUCUUCAGAUUCUUCUGAUUCAGACUCGGAGUCUGAAUCAGAGUCUGAUUCUGAUCAUGAACGUAGUAGGAGGAAGAGUCGAAGGCACAGCAGAAAACGCUAGUCAAGGUAAAUCUCGAUAAAUUAGAACGGUCGAUAUAUAAUUGCAACUGCAGUCAGAUUAGAGAUGUGAGAUCAUUCAGCUUCUUGUUUUAGUCGUUCAACAACUCGAACUAGGGACUAGGGACACGCUCUCUGGGGGAAUGUUAUGGUGAAUCUUUGAGUUGUUUUGUGUUAAACUGAAGUUUGGGCUUUUUUUUUUCUUCUUCUAAUAAUUGAGUUUUAGCA